Molecule: messenger RNA, 1975 nt
Organism: Coffea eugenioides
Lineage: Eukaryota; Viridiplantae; Streptophyta; Magnoliopsida; Gentianales; Rubiaceae
Exons: 1
Coding region: 602-1816 (404 amino acids)
Molecular function (GO): protein binding
Source: RefSeq, a predicted model, not a curated record
GUUUUUCAAAAAUACACCGAAAAACAACUAAUCCAGAAGAUUGUAUUUUGCCUGCGUCAAAUACAUUAGUAAACAGUAACAGAGGUCAUAGUUCAAUUCUGUCUGAUUAGUUCUCCAUUACCACUUCUUUAAAGCAAAGUCACUAGAAGAGCGUCAACAUCAAAGGAAGCCUCCCAUCCUCCGUAACACCUCCACCAUGAAUGAUCCGUCCAACCUUGUUUGUAUAUUAAGAAAGAUACCAACAACUGCUCUAGGAUUUCACUUAUUUUAGUUACUUUGCCCAACUCAUCAAUCUCCACCAAUCAAUUUUGUCAAACCCUUCUGUCUUGUUUAAAUCGCAUGCCUUCCAGUUUUGUCCAAACUGUGACCAUAAAAUCAGCAUCAGCCUUCAGGUUCCUUGUAAGCACAAUUUGUCUUUUCCUUGGUGACGUUAAUUCGCUAUAAAUCUAAGCCAUUAUGCAUGUAGUUAAAAAGCAUGUUUACUUAAAAAAAUCGGUAAAUCCAAGUUGACUAUCACAAUAUAAAUGAAAGCAUACUCCUCUAGAACUUGAACUUCUGCACAAGCAAAAGCCAGCAGCCCAGAUUGUCUCUCCUUUUAGUUAUGGAGGGUUAUCGGAGUUUGACCACGAAUGCCAUCGGUUUUUGUCUACUCCCAUCGGAACUCAUACAGUACAUAAUUCUCCGGUUGGCUUUACCUGAUAUUGUCCGAUUAAAAUCGGUCAACAAAUCCAUCUCAUCGAUGAUCUCGGACCAAGACUUUGUCCGAGACUAUAAUCUCCAUUCCAGCUCCGUCACCUGGCUAUUUAUAUACAAGAAAAGAUGGCAUCGGGAUUCCAUGCUUCAGGGCUACACCAACUGUUCCAAUCGAUGGUUCAAGAUUCUGAUUGCUGAUAUGUUGAAGUCCGUGGCUCCACCAGGGGAGGACCUGUACUUGCUGACGGCAUCGGGUAAUAUUUUUCUGUUUGCCUUGAAUAACCGCCUGGAAGUUAUUUCAGUUAACCCCAUGUCCAAAACGGUUAAGAAAAUCCCCCCAAGUCCAUUAGGUCCACGGGGCACGUCAUCCUGGCGACGAUCGGGCAUCAAAUUACUAUCUGGCCCCCCAGGUUCAGAUCAUUUUCGAUUUUUAUUCGCAGAAAUGCGGGAAAAUCAACCAACUCUAUUCGAGUAUGAUUCCAGAAGCAAUGAGUGGAGCUCCACUGAAGCAGGAGAAAAUGUUGUCAGUGCCGAAACAGGAAGAGAUUACGGUACCAUUUAUCUGAGCGCAUACAAUGGAACCAGUGGAAGUGUCAUCAUUGCAAAAGGCAAAGGGACAACCGACCAAGAUGAACGUGACGCGGCCGCGGUUGUACGGCCAAGAUUUGUGGGAUGGGGAGGAAAUGAAGGGGGACAGCUAGCUGUUGGAUUUAGCUGGGGAAAUGCGAUUGAUCGGCUAUACGUGUACGGCGAUGGGAAGGCGAUGAUCGUGAGAUCCAACGGCGUUGAAGAUGGGAAUAGGAGGGCGAUGAGGAUGUUGAAUGGGUUAGAGCUGUGGGGGCUGAGCUCAAGUGGGGGGCAUUGGGAACUGAUAUCAACGGUUCCGAAUGAACUGGUUGAGAAAAUUAGGAAGCCUUAUGGGGCUAUGAUGGGGUGUUUGGAGCAAAGGCUGGGAGUUGUAAGAGCCAUCUUGAUGUCCAACUUGGAGGGCGUAUGGGACAUUAUAUGGCUAUGUUAUGAAUUAGAGAGCAGGAUUUGGAAUUGGGUUCCAAUUCCGGAUUGCAAAAUGAAGGGUGCCAACAUGGCCGGAAUUGCCUUUUCUUCUGGCCUCACACUGAAGUAAAGUAGCACUAAAUUGAUCCAAGUACGCUCCCGAUUGGUUGUUAGUAGUAACUAUUUCAUUUUUUGUUGAAAGUUUGCUGUGACCGUAAGUUAUCGAUUGGAUGAUCGCAACCAUUUGUUGUUGUUGUUGUUGCUGUUGCUGUUGGUCUAUUGUUCCAGC